Lethenteron reissneri (Far Eastern brook lamprey) is the source of this 2649-nucleotide messenger RNA. Its product is annotated as cysteine-rich, acidic integral membrane protein-like. Gene Ontology annotation, cellular component: membrane. Gene Ontology annotation, biological process: signal transduction. The record is from RefSeq and is a predicted model, not a curated record. Lineage: Eukaryota; Metazoa; Chordata; Hyperoartia; Petromyzontiformes; Petromyzontidae.
AUGCCUGCCGCUGGAGAAAUCGGGGUGAACAAUGACCUCAACAUUGACGAUGUUGACGAGGUGAACGAUGACGUCAUCAUUGACGAUGUUGACAAAGUGAACGAUGACCUCAACAUUGACGAUGUCGACGAGGUGAACGAUGACGUCAACAUUGACGAUGUCGACAAAGUGAACGAUGACGUCAUCAUUGACGUUGUUGACGAGGUGAACAAUGACCUCAACAUUGACGAUGUCGACAAAGUGAACGAUGACGUCAUCAUUGACGAUGUUGACGAGGUGAACGAUGACCUCAACAUUGACGAUGUUGACAAAGUGAACGAUGACCUCAUCAUUGACGAUGUUGACAAAGUGAACGAUGACCUCAUCAUUGACGAUGUUGACAAAGUGAACGAUGACCUCAUCAUUGACGAUGUUGACAAAGUGAACGAUGACCUCAUCAUUGACGAUGUUGACAAAGUGAACGAUGACCUCAUCAUUGACGAUGUUGACAAAGUGAACAAUGACCUCAUCAUUGACGAUGUUGACAAAGUGAACGAUGACCUCAUCAUUGACGAUGUUGACAAAGUGAACGAUGACCUCAUCAUUGACGAUGUUGACAAAGUGAACGAUGACCUCAUCAUUGACGAUGUUGACAAAGUGAACGAUGACCUCAUCAUUGACGAUGUUGACAAAGUGAACGAUGACCUCAUCAUUGACGAUGAUGACAAAGUGAACAAUGACCUCAACAUUGACGAUGUUGACAAAGUGAACGAUGACCUCAUCAUUGACGAUGAUGACAAAGUGAACAAUGACCUCAUCAUUGACGAUGUUGACAAAGUGAACAAUGACCUCAUCAUUGACGAUGUUGACAAAGUGAACGAUGACCUCAUCAUUGACGAUGAUGACAAAGUGAACAAUGACCUCAACAUUGACGAUGUUGACAAAGUGAACGAUGACCUCAUCAUUGACGAUGUUGACAAAGUGAACGAUGACCUCAUCAUUGACGAUGAUGACAAAGUGAACAAUGACCUCAUCAUUGACGAUGUUGACAAAGUGAACGAUGACCUCAUCAUUGACGAUGUUGACAAAGUGAACGAUGACCUCAUCAUUGACGAUGUUGACAAAGUGAACGAUGACCUCAUCAUUGACGAUGUUGACAAAGUGAACGAUGACCUCAUCAUUGACGAUGUUGACAAAGUGAACGAUGACCUCAUCAUUGACGAUGUUGACAAAGUGAACGAUGACCUCAUCAUUGACGAUGUUGACAAAGUGAACGAUGACCUCAUCAUUGACGAUGUUGACAAAGUGAACGAUGACCUCAUCAUUGACGAUGUCGACAAAGUGAACGAUGACCUCAUCAUUGACGAUGUUGACAAAGUGAACGAUGACCUCAUCAUUGACGAUGUUGACAAAGUGAACAAUGACCUCAUCAUUGACGAUGUCGACAAAGUGAACGAUGACCUCAUCAUUGACGAUGUUGACAAAGUGAACGAUGACCUCAUCAUUGACGAUGAUGACAAAGUGAACAAUGACCUCAACAUUGACGAUGUUGACAAAGUGAACGAUGACCUCAUCAUUGACGAUGUUGACAAAGUGAACGAUGACCUCAUCAUUGACGAUGAUGACAAAGUGAACAAUGACCUCAUCAUUGACGAUGUUGACAAAGUGAACGAUGACCUCAUCAUUGACGAUGUUGACAAAGUGAACGAUGACCUCAUCAUUGACGAUGUCGACAAAGUGAACGAUGACCUCAUCAUUGACGAUGUUGACAAAGUGAACGAUGACCUCAUCAUUGACGAUGUUGACAAAGUGAACGAUGACCUCAUCAUUGACGAUGUUGACAAAGUGAACGAUGACCUCAUCAUUGACGAUGUUGACAAAGUGAACGAUGACCUCAUCAUUGACGAUGUUGACAAAGUGAACGAUGACCUCAUCAUUGACGAUGUUGACAAAGUGAACGAUGACCUCAUCAUUGACGAUGUUGACAAAGUGAACGAUGACCUCAACAUUGACGAUGUUGACAAAGUGAACGAUGACCUCAUCAUUGACGAUGUUGACAAAGUGAACAAUGACCUCAUCAUUGACGAUGUUGACAAAGUGAACAAUGACCUCAUCAUUGACGAUGUUGACAAAGUGAACGAUGACCUCAUCAUUGACGAUGUUGACAAAGUGAACGAUGACCUCAUCAUUGACGAUGUUGACAAAGUGAACGAUGACCUCAUCAUUGACGAUGUUGACAAAGUGAACGAUGACCUCAUCAUUGACGAUGUUGACAAAGUGAACGAUGACCUCAUCAUUGACGAUGAGGUUACCAUCCCUCCCAUCCGCCACCUCUUCAGCUUCAUCCACCGCCACCCCACGCAGCCCCCCGCGCCGCCGGCAAGGAUCGAGUCGGGCCGAGGUGGACUUGGGGACGCGUGGGGGAUGAACAGCAAUGUCCCCCUGGAGACCAGACACUUCCUCUUCAAGCCCGGUUCUUCCCCUCUACUGGCGGGGGGCCUCAGCGUCGCCGCGGGGAGCGGGGCAGCGCUGGCCCCGCGGGCGGCGUUCUCGUUCCACAAGCCCGAGCGGCGCCGCUGCUCGUGGCGCUGCGCGGCGCUCAGCGCCACGGGGCUCGCGGCCACCCUCGCAGUGCUGCUCGCAUACUUCGUCGAUUGCGUGGAGCAAUGA